This is a messenger RNA of Linnemannia hyalina, 291 nucleotides long. Lineage: Eukaryota; Fungi; Mortierellomycota; Mortierellomycetes; Mortierellales; Mortierellaceae. The record is from the annotation of a GenBank genome assembly.
AUGUCUGGAACUGUGUCUCAUCAGGACUUCCAGCUGGUGUCAGACGAGUUGGCUUUGAUCGAGCAAGAGAACAGGGCACUCCAGACUCAACUUCGCGCCGCGAUUGACCAGAAGGUUACCCUCGAGAACUUGAGCCGGGACAGAGAUUCAGAUGCGUUCAAUCAAUGGAAGAACGAGAGACAGCAACUCGAACUCGAAUAUACCGAACGAAUUGAGGAACUUCAAGAAGUAAGUAUUGAUUUGGUGUUUGAUCGGCUGAUGCGGUCCUAUAUUCCGCCGCCAGAAAAUUGA